Molecule: messenger RNA, 1878 nt
Organism: Octodon degus (degu)
Lineage: Eukaryota; Metazoa; Chordata; Mammalia; Rodentia; Octodontidae
Gene: Fastkd3
Product: FAST kinase domains 3
Exons: 5
Coding region: 113-1783 (556 amino acids)
Biological process (GO): mitochondrial RNA processing; regulation of mitochondrial mRNA stability
Cellular component (GO): ribonucleoprotein granule; mitochondrial matrix
Molecular function (GO): RNA binding
Source: RefSeq, a predicted model, not a curated record
AAGGAGGCAAAGUACUUUCCAGAUUCGUGAGUACUGAUGUCUUAGUGAGUGACGUUUGCAUCGUAUUUGAUCUUCUCCCUUAUAAAUCGAGAAGAGCUCAGAAGCAGAUGGCAUGGCGUUGACCUCCUUGUGGAGGAGGAACUUCUGCCAGCUAGCUGAUGUCCGGGUGUGUGGAGCGCUGGCUGCUCGGAGAAGUGGCCCUGCAAAUCGCGGCCGCAGGGUGGCCAAGGGGCGUCUGCGUGCUUGGUUCUGUUCACUGCAGCCCGGAUCUUGCAGGGUGGUGUCCUAUGCUGCCUGUGGGAAAAAGUUCCAUUCAGGAAGUGGGAAUGACCUUCACCCCCUCAGUGAACAAGGACUUUCUCAAGCAUGCAACUGGGACAGGCUUGACCAAAACCUUAACAAGGAAGACGAGCGGAUGUUUUACAGGACGCUGAACAGCCUGUCUUCGUGGGAAGAGGUGUUAAGUUUCAUCAGCACGCUGGACAUUUUGCCCGAUACUAUGGCAGCAGGAGCUUUACAGCGCAUUUGUGAAGUGGCAAAAGGAGACAGAGACCAAGGACUGCCAAAGGGAAUACUGGAGAAUGGCCUCUUUCAAGCUUUGUGCUUUCGGUUUGAAGAGCAACCCACACGUCUGUCGAGCACCGGCUUGGUGACUGCUUUGCAAGCCCUGAUUCUGAUGCCUGUGGACCACCAGAGUGGCCUGAUCCUGAAUCUGGUAGCAGAAUGCCAGAAUCGUCUCCAGGCUGGUGUCCUCGAAGCCUCCGAUCUUUGUAUUCUUGGGGAAACUCUGAUUAGACUGCAAGGGCCAGGUUGUGUGGCGCUCGAACUGAUUCUACAUCAAUUGCAGGGCAAGAAACUGGAAACGUUUACCCCCGAAAAUAUUGUGGCCACUUACAGACUACUGCAGACCUGUGCUGAGAAAGUAGACCAACACCAGACAUUUUUAAAUAGGAUAAACAACUUCUGUCUUUCAGUUGUUUCCUACCUGAGUCCCAAGUCAGUUAGCCAAGUGCUGGCUGCCCUCGUGGCUCUUGAUCAAACUCAAGUGCUCCCUCUGAUUAUAAAAUUGGGUAAAUGUGUCGUGAGGCACAUUCCUCGUUUCACCAGUGAAGAACUCGGGAAAGUCUUGGAGGCUUUCAAAUAUUUUGGACACAGUGAUCGGUUUUUUACAAGCGCCCUAGAGCAGCAUGUAGCUGCACACUGCCUCAGCCUGGAUCCUGAAGUGGUCAGUAAAGUCACAGAGUACUGCAGUAGGAGACUGAUUCUUUCAAAACCCAUUCUUAAUGCAGUGGCAGAAACUUUUGUUUGCCAAUCAGAAAAGUUUUCACCUCCUCAGAUUGCUGAAUUAGUUGAACCAUUCGGCAAACUCAAUUAUUUGCCACCAAACGCCCAUGCUUUCUUUAGGAAGCUAGAGAAUGUGCUGUUCAGUGAUUUCCAUCGUUUUCCACCCAAAAUGCUCCUACGAGUUCUCCAUUCCUGUUCACUUGUCGAAUGCCAUCCAGUCAACUUUAUGGCAAAAAUAUUCAGCCCUUUCUUUCUUCAGCAGCUGCAAGAUGUUGAAAUUAAAUUAGAUGAAGCAGGAUUUGUGUUACCAUUUACCGUUAAGGAAGAUGUCCAUAAAAGGAUAGCGCUGUGCCUUGAUGGGCCAAGUAGAUUUUGCUCUAAUAGCCGUCACUUGCUAGGAAAAGAAGCUGUGAAGCAGAGACACCUGCGGUUACUGGGCUAUCGCGUCGUUCAGAACAUCUUUGACUCCUGUCAUCCUUCCUGUCCUUGCCUGGGAUGAAGCCUCUCUCCAAGGCCCCCUGGCUCCUGCAGCUGCACUCUUAGUCACCUUCUCUGUUGCUGAGACAGAAAUCCCAACACCUACAGUUAAAGAAG